This is a messenger RNA of Chara braunii, 3222 nucleotides long. NCBI's taxonomy places the organism in Eukaryota, Viridiplantae, Streptophyta, Charophyceae, Charales, Characeae. The record is from the annotation of a GenBank genome assembly.
GCGGAGUUUGGGGGAUCUCCUUAAAUGCCUCCUGAUCAGCUUUGGGUUCAGUAGUGACAGCCUUAGAGUAGUUGUGAGUAGUGGAUCUUAGAGAGUCAGUCAGUAGGUCAGUGUGUCCGGGUAGGUCUAAGUGGUGAGGAGUGGGACUUCUAUCGUGCACCCAACACCACAAUGGAUGACCAUCCGAUGUAUGGGUUGCUUGUGGGGUUCUCCCUCUGGGGGAUCCUCUGGCGUCUCCUCUUUCCUCUGGGCUUCUGGCCCACUUUCACGUGUAGAGUAGGGCCCACUCGUGGUGGUACUUCCACCCAGCCAUACACGAAGGAGGAGGAGGAGAAGAUGACCGCCAUCCUGCAGGAGAGAAAGGAAAAGAAAGAGGCCAAGAAGAAGGCCCUACUGGAGGAGCAGGCGGCCAAGUUGAAGAAGAUCGAGGAAGAGAUGGCCAGAGAGAAGGAGAGAAUCAAGAAGGAAGAGGAGGCGAAGUUGAAGGAGGUGGAAGAAGAAGAAGAAGACGAAACGCCACUAGUCCUAAUUGCGAUCCACGCGCUUAGAGACGAGGCCGCCAACUUUGCAAGGUCCCUAGUUCGCGCUGCCAAUUGUAGUGACGAUCCAGUUGCGUACUCCUCAUUCACGUCCCUCACCGAGUUCAUGAAAUUGCUGUGCGAGCGGUUUGCAGAUGUUGCUCGCAGUGUUAAAGCUUCAAACAAGCUCCAGACCAUCCACGCUCGUAAAUGGAAGAGUGCUAGGGCACUCAAGGGUACGAUGGAUGAAUUGGUGGCCGUCCGUGACCAUGGGGUCACAGAGGCCCAAUUGGUCAAUCUCUUCUAUCGGGCUAUGCCCGAGGCCUUUCGAGGGCAGUUCUUCGCGAAGAGCGAAGACCCUGCCACCACCUACGAUUCCCUUAGCCGUGAGGUGGUGGCUUUUGAAUCUAAGUCCGUGUCCCUGUCUACCUUCUGGCACAAAGAUCUGGAUAAGGGAAAGCAAUGGAAGGGCCGCACUAUUUCUGGGCAAGUGAAGACUAAGGAUAGCCUUGUCCUGACCUUAGAUGAGGGUAGUGUGGACGAGAUCCCCUACGAUCAGAUUGAGUGGGGGUUAGAGGAGGAGGACAGUGGUGUGGGCCAGGGGAGGACUUACGCUGCUGUCGCGGCUGGAGGGAGGCCGCAAGGAGGACGAGGCCAGGGCCAAGGGGGCCGGGCCUCAGGGAGCCGGUUCCAGGGCGAUCAGGGGGUUGGCGGCAGAGGAGGAAACCGCCAAGCGGGAGGCAGGGGUCAAGGUCCCUCGCAAAACCGUCCUAGGAACAGGUCACCCUAUAGGGCGUACUUCCGCCUAGAGAAAUAUGGGAAAGUGGAGAAGGUUCUCCACUCCCUGACUCUCCUCGUAGAAGACAGCCUCCCCUUUGAUAUUGUUCUGGGAAUGGAUUGGGGAGAGGUAGCUGGGGCCACGCUCCAUUUGAAGGAGCACGAGUGUAGGCUCCCUAGUUCUUCGGGCGAGGCUAAGACUGCCCGCCUGUUCCACGUGUCAGGAGUAGAAAAUCCAUUGGCACAUUGCUGCCUUAGUGCGCCUGCAUUCGCCAGAUUAGUGAAGAAGGAGAAAUUGGAGGAACAGGUUUUUGUUGCCUAUGUUAGGCCAGUGACUGAGCCCAAGGAAGAGAAGCCCCUAGACCCUGCUAUUGCCAAAUUGCUGGAAGAGUUUAAGGAACUAGCUGAGCCGCCAACAGGAACAGUGUCGCGGCCCAUCCAGCACCGUAUUGAGAUAGAGUCGGGCAGUAGAACUCCUAAGGGUGCCGUGUAUAGGAUGUCCCCCCGGGAGUUAGAGGAGCUUCGCAAACAGCUAGAUGAGCUCCUCGAGAAGGGUUGGAUUAGGCCAAGUUCGUCUCCUUUUGGAGCGCCUGUUCUCUUUGUCCCUAAGAAAGAAGGAGAGCUAAGGAUGUGUAUAGACUAUAGGGGUCUGAAUGCGAUUACAGUGAAGAAUGUUGAGCCACUGCCUUGGAUAGACGAUCUCUUAGAUCGAGUGCAGGGGGCGAAGUAUUUCUCCAAGAUAGAUUUGAAGUCCGGAUAUCAUCAGAUAGAAGUGCAUCCUGAUGAUCAGUACAAGACAGCCUUCCGAACUAGAUAUGGGCACUACGAGUUCAUAGUGAUGCCCUUUGGACUGACCAAUGCGCCAGCAACGUUCCAGCGCUGUAUGAACGAUUUGUUUAGGCCAUGGUUAGAUAGAUUUGUUGUAGUUUACUUGGAUGACUUUCUAGUGUUUAGUAAGACCCUCGAAGAGCAUCAGGGUCAUCUCAGGCAGGUCUUGGAGAAGCUGAGGGAAGCUAACUUCAAGAUCAAUGCAAAGAAGUGCGAUUGGGCGAAAACCCAAGUUUUGUACUUAGGCCACGUCUUAGACGGAGACGGCGUUAAGCCAGAGGAUAGCAAGAUCGCAGCGAUUAGAGAUUGGCCCACGCCACGUACGCUGACAGAGUUGCGCUCGUUCCUGGGCCUAGCCAAUUACUACCGGAAGUUCGUGAGGAACUUCUCCACCAUCGCUGUUCCCCUUCGCGGAUUGUUGAGAAAGGAGACUAUCUGGAAGUGGGAUAAGGACUGCACGUCUGCCAUGAAGAAGUUAAAGCAGGCAUUGAUAGAAUAUCCAGUCCUUAAAGUCGCCGACCCGUCCUUGCCCUUUGUCGUUACGACCGAUGCGAGUCAGUAUGACAUAGGCGCAGUGUUACAGCAAGACGAUGGCAAUGGGUAUAGACCCAUAGAGUUCAUGUCCGCCAGAAUGCCUUCAGAGAAGGUCGCGACAUCUACCUACGAGAGGGGACUCUACGCUCUCAGGCAAGCCUUAGACCACUGGAAGCACUACUUGCUUGGGAGGCACUUYAGAGUCUAUUCUGACCAUGAAACGUUACGAUGGUUAAAGACACAGGCCAAGAUGACACCUAAGCUUACUAGGUGGGCCGCAGAGAUAGAUCAGUACGACUUUGAGCUCAAGCCUGUCAAAGGGAAGUACAACGUAGUCGCGGAUGCUCUGAGUAGGAGAGCACAUUACUUUGGGGCAAUAGUGCACUACCUCGAUAUAUGGAAGGACCUGCAACAAAAGGUUAGAGAGGCCUACGCGCAGGACCCUAUCUAUAGUGACCUCCUUAAGAGAGUCAGAGAGGUCCCAAAGACUGAGCCAAACUACUGCACUACUGAAGGGUUGUUUUUUUAGAAGACUAAUGUCUUUGACCGCCUAUGCAUUCCCAGC